Messenger RNA from Punica granatum (pomegranate), 1297 nucleotides. Lineage: Eukaryota; Viridiplantae; Streptophyta; Magnoliopsida; Myrtales; Lythraceae. The record is from RefSeq and is a predicted model, not a curated record.
CUCUCUUGUAAUUUUAGAUGAGCCAACUCCCGACCAAGAAAUGUUGCAGAGCCGUCGACGGAGGAAACGGAAACCUCCAACUCCGGCGAGGAGCAGAGGAACAAGAACCCCGUGCGGAUUCCCCAAACCCUAAUGACUUCAUCCGCUCAGCGGAGCUGGUCCUCCCAUGGCUGGCUUCGUCAGAGCUCGCAUACGUCUCCCUGACAUGCAAAGCCCUCCACCGAGCCGCCAAGUCCCUCACCCUCCGCCGAUCCUUGGACGCUUCCAGGGGCUUCGAGAAGUUCCCUGUACCUUUCGUCAACUCCGUCGAUGACCUUCCUUACGCCUACUUCCUCUACGGUCCGUCGCAGCUCCUCCACUCGCUCGACCGCCAGCCCUGGGGCUCCGUAAGCCCCCACUCGGCCGUUACCAACUCACACAUGGCCGACGCGGCCAGUGGGGACGUGCGUGUGGGCUGUGAUUGCGAGAGAUGCGGUGGCGGCGGCAGCUCAUGCCCUUGCCUGAGCUUGGAGGGGUUGGAUGGAGUGGCGACUGAGUGUGGACCGAGCUGUGGGUGCGAAUCGGAGUGCGGGAAUCGGAUUACUCAGAGCGGAGUCUCAGUGAAGUUGAAGAUCGCGCGGGUUCGGGGGAAAGGUUGGGGAUUGUUUGCUGAUCAGCUCAUCAGGGAAAGACAAUUUGUCUGCGAGUAUGCAGGAGAGCUAUUAACGACCAAAGAAGCUCAGAGGCGGCAACAAGAGUACGACCGACUCUCCUCGACAGGCCACUUCUCCUCUGCCCUUCUAGUCGUGAGGGAGCAUCUUCCAUCUGGUAAGGCCUGCCUAAGGCUCAACAUUGAUGCCACGAGGGUCGGGAACGUUGCCCGCUUCAUCAACCACUCCUGUGACGGAGGAAACUUGUCCACGGUGCUCAUGAGAAGUACCGGAGCUUUGCUUCCUCGCCUCUGCUUUUUCGCUUCAAGAAACAUAGCACGAGAUGAAGAGCUGAGCUUCAGCUAUGGGGAGACAAGGCCGAGGCCCGACUCAGAGAGCCGGCCGUGCUUCUGCUUCUGCGGCGCAUCUUCUUGUUCUGGGACUCUCCCAUCAGAGCACACUUGAAGCAAUGACUCUCUCUCUCCUCUUCUCAUUGCCCCGUCUACCUCAGCGGCUAAGUGUAAGAGCGACUAUUUUUCGGCUUGUAUCGGCGUUAACUUAUAGCGAAUGCUAAUGUAUAUCUUCGGAACAUGAUAACUUGGGGAAUAAUCUUUUUCAUAUUCUAUGCAAUGACAAUAGAGUACGUAUGCUCAGCUUCGGGGCUGAAA